CAACAGGUGACGAGGUAAGUUUAUUUUUUUUUUAAAUCAAACAAUUGCCUUAAUUACAAUUUGUAUUUUAAUAAAUAUAAUUAUUGUGGUAAAUUGAGGCUGAUGAUUGAUUUAAAACCGAGUUCAAAUAACAUAUCAUUUUUACAAAUUUGUAAGUUUUCAAAAAAAUAAAUAAGUAUAAUACGAGUGAAUGAAAUUUGAAGGGUAAUGUGAUUAUAAUAAUAUACCUAGUUAAUGUGACUAAAAUAUAUUUUUAAUGCGAUUAACAAAAAAUUUAACAUAUUAGUUUUAAGUAAAAUAAUUGCAGGUACACCACCCUAACUGUAUAUUAAUAUGACAUACUCUUAUUCAUAAUUAAAAUGGUUCUUUUUUUCCUUGCCAAUCCAAUUCACAUUAUAGAUUCGAUUAAAAAUGAAUUUAAAAAAUAGGUGUCUACAAAAAAAAAAAAUUAAAGUUACAAUUAUUAUUAUUAUUAUUAAUUAAUAUCUCAUUAAUUUUGUUUAGUUUUAUUUUUUUGUUGCAAAAAUAUAAUUAAAAGAUCUCUUUUAUACUUUUGGCAUAUUUAAAAUAAAAAAAACUUUUAAAUAUUUAAUUUACGUACAUUUAUAGGCUAUAGUAUUUCACAUUGUGGUAUAACUAUCAAGUUUGACAUUUUUGAAUAUAAUCGUUUCGUACUUAAUAUUGUUAAAUAAAAAGACCCAAAAAGAUUCAUCCGAUUUCAAUGGGUAUAAAUCUUAAACCCGUAAUUUUUGAUGAACGAACCAUAAACCAUCUUAAAGGGGGGAUCUUCAAGUUGUUUAGCUGUUAGUAGGUGCGCUGAGGUGGACCUGAGCAGAGUAAUGCUGUGAUCAGUUUUCAAAAUACCGACUGAGUAAUAAAAAGUAUUUUGCCGCAUUUUAUCUUUGGCCGUCCCAUUCUCUGGACCUUAUAGUUGGUGGUUUUUUUUUUUUGUUUGAGAGUACAUAAAAGAUACUAUUUAUAUUCCUCCCCUCCUGAGAGAUCCUGAUGAACUGAAAAAUCGCAUUACAGACGUCAUCAACUCGAUUGCAGUCAAAAAAUGUAUGAAGAAUUCGACUUUCACUUAAAUGUGUACCGUGCAAGUGGAAUCACAUGGCCAAUUUGUAAACAAUGUAACAAAAAUUCAAUGUAAUUGCUAUAACUGAAAUAACUUCUUGUAUUUGCUAUUGUUCAAAUAUUAUAAUAAAUAGAGUUUUUGAAAUUGGAUAAAUCUUUUUGAGACGUCUUGUAAAUUAUUAUGUUUAAAUAUUGAAAAAUUGUAUUUAUUUACUUAACCAUCAGUCACUCAUCAGCUUUGUAGGUACCUAACAGUCGUUUACAACACAAACAUCUGUAUUGGUAAACUGUAAUGUAAUAUUUAUUUUGAUUUUUAUAUAGGUACAGAUUAAACAAACGGUUUUCACAAUCACAAAUUCAAAUUCCGGGAUAUAGUUUCGGCUGAAAAUUUAUGCUGGAAAAUAUUUGAAUACCAACGGUUGGGUACUUAUAUCUGUCUAAAUUCUACGAUGGUUUAUUUAUCAUUAUCGGACAUUAAUGCUACAGGUCGGCCAAAAAGUUAGUAUACACACGAACCUUAUCAACCACAUAUUAUUUAGUGGCGCGUAUCGUUCAAUUUAUAAUAUAAUAUAUUUAAUAUUAUGGAUUAUCUUCAUAGUUCGUGGAGAUUGAUCAAUCCGAAACACCAUAGCUAUAUCACACGAUAACGUAAUAAUGUUACAUUAAGAGUAGAUAUGACUAUAUUUUUGUAGUCUCCACCGCGCCAUAUUGUUUAUAUUGGCAUAUUGUAUAUAACGAUAUUUUAUAGUACCUAUAAAAAAACUAUAAUAAAACUCUAUUUUUUUUUUUUUUUGAACAUUAAGUACAACUUCUUAUGAACUUCCCGUCAAAUAAUUUUUAAACAUUUCUGUUUAGUCUAACAUUUUUAACCACAAAGUACUUACAGAAUACAAAUUAUUAAAAACUCACAAAAUUAAAAUGUAUACAUAGCUCAACAAUUUUUUGAAAAUAUUUUGAAGCCUAGAAAAGGUCACUUUAAAUUGCUUAUCCAAAUUUCAAAUCUCUACCUAUAUUUUUAACUGAAUUACAAUAAAAGAACAAAAUUGAAAAAUUGUAAUAGUAUUUAACUGAAUGUAUCGUUAUUUUCUUGAUAUUUUUGUGGAAAAACUAAAUUUGCGAUGAGCAAGUUCUAAACAUUAUUUUAAAAUUUUAUCUACUUUGUACUUUAAGGUGGUCAUUUUUUGAUUUUCCAAUCGGUUUUCAUAAUAAUUGAAAAACCCGGCAAGAAACGUAGGGAAAUAUUUAUGUCAUAACGAUUUCAUAAUUUUAUAAUUUUUUAACUUGUUUUUUUUUCCUAGAAAACUUUAACUAAAAAUGACAAGCAAUCACUGUUGUUGACAUUUAUCAAUCUAGUUGGUGAACAAGAAAGUCGUUUUUUUGAUUUUCCGUGUAGUUUUAUUUAAUAAUUGAAUAAUACAAAUAAAAACGUAGAAAGAAUGGUAAAAUUUACGAAAAUAUAGUUUUUAUUUUUUUUUAAUUUUGAUUUUUUGUUGUAAUUUAGUUUAAAAUAUCCGUCAAAAUCGGAAAUUUGGAUAGAAAACUUUUUUAGACGUGAUAAAAUGUUCAAAAUAUUUGAGCCAUUUUUUAACCAUUUAAAAACAUAUUAAUUUGGUUAUUAUUUUACGUAAUUUUUAUUUGCUAGGUACUCUUUGAAUAAAAUUGUUAAACCAAUUAGAAAUGCUUGCAAAAUUUAACAGGAGGUCCAUUAAGGUUCAUGCAAGUCGUUUUCUGUGUUCUGAAAAAUAAUUGAGUGUUAUGUAGAAUUGUUUUUUAUAAGAAUCUGAAUAUCAAAGUUUGACGAAAAUCGGAAAUAUUACCGCAGUUCAAUACGUGUAUAACAGAACUCCGCUCAGAAUCGUUUUUCAUUAGUAUUGAUAAAUCGUUGCUUACAGAUACACAUUAAAUUCCUCUCUAUAUCUUUCUUUCUCAACUUCUCAUCUACAAUAGUGGCCACUCAUCGUGCGAAGUAUGUCCGUCUUUUUUAUUAUGUGUGCCAUAUUAUGUAUAUUAUUAUUUUUACAACAGGGUUUUUCUCCUUCUACACCAUACUGUCCGUAUAAUUGCUUAAACCGGACGGUAGCCAUUUAAUUAAAGGCCUAUGUGCCUUAUCAUAUACUUUUUAUUAUGAUAACUGCUGAAUUUCAUUAUUUUUACUAUUGUUACCGUGGUCACCGUUCCUUAAUUGUUAGCAAUAUUACACAAGUAUAAUAUGUAUCACAAUUUCAAAGUGGGAGGUAAGGUUCUCUAUUAUCCAUAUUUAUAAUAUGUGCGUAAUAUUUUCAAUUAGUAUUACUAACAAAUAUGGUUUUGGUUAUCGCAGUAUCAAUGGUAAGAAGACAUAGGUAUUAGAACAUACAGUUAUUACAAUAUUAUGAGGCGAUAGGCUCAUCGUCUUGAAUUAAAUGGCUUCUGUAUUACCUUUACCAAACCUAGGUUUUGCUAUCAAAAUAAGAGCUUCCCAACAGCAAAGGUUUUUGGCAUCCACCAAUAGUAAUACAGUAUUACUAUCGUGAAUAUAUGACCGUGUUAAUAGAAUAUUUAUUUUUUUGAUAUCAAUAAUUAUCAUAUCAAAUCUUUGUAAUUUGAAAAUUUGAAAAACGUUCUCCCCAUUCCAAAUUCUAAAAAUUGUUUGGACUAAAUAUUUCAUGUGUAAUUAGAGUGAAUUAGUGUGACUGGUUUGGACAUUUACGUGGCAUCCAAAAAAGUUUAAAGUUGAAAAUAACGUAGGAGUGGCUGUAGACACGUUUCUAUAGCCGCCCCUCAUGUAAAUAUUGAAUUUGAUGGAUUUUUUUCCCUUAAAUAAUUAGAAUGCAAUUAGAGUGAAAUUGCGUGACUUAUUUGGAAAAUGUACAUACAAAGCCCUUAGUACCAGGCGCACUUCCUAUUUUAAGAAAUGAUGUUUCGGCAGAAUAAUUUUUGAACAUACCUAUUGCAUUUUGAUAAGACUUUAAAUGAAUAUUAAUUUGUUAAAAUGUAAGAAAAAUUUUAUUUGUAUACUAUUUUAUUAUUAAAUUUUAUAGAUAGUGUUUAAAUUUAGGUCAAUCAUAUUAAAAACUUUUAAACUUAAUUAGUGGAAAUUAAAAAUUAAAAUAUACUAUGGUAGGUAUUAUCAAUCAUAUUAAAAACUUUUAAACUUAAUUAGUGGAAAUUAAAAAUUAAAAUAUACUAUGGUAGGUAUUUUUCUAUACAUCUAUAUACAAACCAAGAUAUACAAUUAGAUACAAAACAAAAUUGAUUUAAAAAAAAAAAAAAAUACAUAAUUAACGUUAUACAAUAUUUGUUACUAUAAAGAAAAUUUAAAGGUUUACAUGGAUAUUUCGCAUCACAUUAAAAAAUUUUAAACCUAAAUCGUGUGAAUUUAAAAUUCACAUGAUACCAGCUUUUAUUUUUUAGUGGUCCCUGACACAAAGUGUUACCUACUAAAUACUAAUAAACCAGGCUACUGGCCAGGUAUUAAGUAGUAUCUAAACACUAUUCAAAUUUUUAAAAAAUAAUAUUUUCUAUGAUAACAAUAAUAAAUUGUUAUUAAAUUAAUAACUUUUAUUUUAUUAUUAUAACAAUUAAUAAAUUGUGUAUUAUUAAAUGACGGGGUGUUUUAAUUGUUCUGAAGUUAUGUUAUACUAAAUGUGAAUUUGAAAAUACCUAUGAAGGUAUGAAGGCGUUUUUCAGGAAACCUGUUUAAGCAAAACAGCUGAUAAGAACUCAAAUAUAUUUAUUAAUUUUUAAAUGAUAUAUCCCACAUUAAAAUAAAUAUUUUAUUUAAAGUUUUUAGAUUUACAUCAGACAUAAGUAUAUUUUCUUAGUUUUAUAAAAUAAUAAUAGAUUGUUAGUAAUAAUAAUGUGCAAUUUGAUAGAUAAAAAAGAAUUAUUACUACAAAAAAAAAAAGUUGAUAUUGUACUAAAAAUUACAAUCAUAUGGAAGCGGCAAGUGCUGUAAAGGGAGGUGUGGGAGGUUUUGCCCCCCACGGCUUUGUAUCAUAUCAUUAAAAAAUGUGUAGAACGAAUUAUUAUGAAAAAUAGGGGCUGUAUGAUACUAUAGUAUUUUUCUUAAAUGGUUCCUAUAAGAUUUUUUUUCUAGAUCAUUAUAUAAUUUCCAAUUAGGUAUUUGUUCUUUUUGCAUGAGCUGUGUAGUGUCCUAUUGAAGUUCUCAAUCCACUUUUUCUUCUGUACAAAUUUAUUGCACCCACCGUGGAGUGGUAUACCAUAUGUACCUAGUGUUUCCAUAAAUAAGUAUUUGUGAAAUGUCAAUAUUAACUGUGAAAUGUUAACUUGAACAAUCUUUACAAGUUGUAGGUUCAUACUAGACUUGUAUGAUAAUUGUAGUAUAGUUCUAUCAUAAUUUAAUCCUAAAUACAAAAUAUGUAAAUAUAAUAAUAAUUAUCUUAAAAAUGUUCGUUACAGAAAAACAACUGAAAAAAAGAUUGCAUUCGAUGUUAACAGUGAUAACAACAUGUUUCAUAAUAAGGAAUGAAAUAAAUCUAAAACUGAUAAUUUUCAUCCAUAGAAUAAUGCUUUAACGUAACGGCUUUACCCCGUGUUCCCCUAUACACUUUUUCUUUGCGUAAAUGUUGUAUUACAAAAUGUACAAUUAAUACUAAUACCUACUCCACAUUUAGUAAUAUAUUAUACCUACAGUAAUAUCACAGAAUACUGAAUACUACAUUAAGCCAAAAUCUAAAAAGUAACAUGAUAUAAUGAAUUCAAAGUUGGGGUUUUAUAGCACUUGUGCGAAGCCAAUAAAUAACAAUCCAAAAGAUUUUGAUUAGGUUUUUUUUUUAAAUAGUUUUAGUAAUAGUAGGUAGUCAAAUUUGUAGGAUUCUAUUAUCACAGCCGUGAUAGUUACUGUAUAACUAUUGGUGGAUGCCGAAAACUUUUGCUGCUGGGAAGCUCUCGUCAACUAAAGGGUUCAACCAAAAGUGUUAUUGUGAUAUGGAAGUAAGCAAUCUAGUUUAUCAUCUUAUUAUUGAAUUACUUAUCAGUGAUUGUCAUAAAACAAUAUUGUAUUAACAUAAAAGCGUCACCAGCAAGGUUAGGUCCACCUUGGUUACCAGCUACUCUUAUCACUAUCAUAUUUUCUAAUCAUUAUUCUGAGUGUUACUUUUUCUCAAUAAUUAAUUAAUUAUUCUUAGUAUUUAUUAUUAUAUUUUUUUAAAUAUUAAUGAGAGUUUUUAUUGAUGUUGGUUGUCAAGCUAUCGGUUCUAAAUAGCAGUUACGUUAAAAAAUAUUCAUUCAUUGUGAAUUCAUUUGUGUAUUAUAAUAUCGUUCGCGUUGCCAAAUCACUGAAGGAUUUUUCAAAAAUAAUAUUUAUUAGCUAGUCAAAGUACUAUGUACAAUACGUUGCUCAUAUACCUCGCGUAACCUUCUGUUUCUCAAGCAUGGACUCGGUGUGUGUAAAUAAGAGUGGACUCGAUCAAUCUAUCGAUUGGGUGCCGUUAACUUUGACAUUUGUUGAAUAUCCCAAGGGUAAGUAAUAGUAACGGUAAAGGAUAGUAAUGUCGACUUAAAUUAUUCAAUGAGCUCAAAUGAUAAAAACAACAAAAACAAAAACUUUUUAUAUCCAAAUAUCUUACUUUUGUACUUUGUACAUACAUUGUAUAUUUUUGUCCCGAUUUUUAUUUACCUACAAAAUUAAAAAUCCAAUUAUCCUUCUACAUAAAUAACUAGUAGGUAGCAAGAUAUUUUUAUUUUACCAGUUUUAACUUUCUUUAGCCUUAUUCUGAUGCUUUUGAACACGGAAAAAAGUUAAAAUGCUUCAUAGGAUUCAGAGUCUACACAGGUUUAAAUUCUACAAAUACUCUUUGUAGGAAUACUCACUAGAGUACCUAAGCUAUUUUAAAAACUUUAUUGUUGAUGGUAAAUUGAUCACUAUAUAAUUUUAUGACAUUAAACAUUUUGUAACUGUUAAAAAAAUGUAUAAUACUAGUUACUUACCAGAUUAUGUAACAGUGUUACGGGCGCAACAACAAAUAUUGAAACAUUUUUUAAUUUUUUUUUUUUGGAAAAUGUAUUAUCUUAUUUUAAAUGUAUCAACAAUUAUUUUUAUAGGAAAUGUAUUUGGUAAACUAUUGGCUCUAUUUAGUUUGACACCAUUCAUGAUUCUGUCUGGUUUUAUUACAUUAAUACUUUUCCGUCGAGAUUUACAUACUGUAAGUAAGCAUUUAUUUAAUUAUGACUUAUUACAAAUUAUCUAUUUAUUUGUUUUACUUUUCAGAUAACUUUUUUCAUUGGUAUCUUGCUCAAUGAGAUAUGCAACUCAGUUCUUAAACAUGUACUACGCGAACCGAGACCAUUAGCUAGAAAUACAAAUUUAUUGUACUCUGAAUAUGGCAUGCCAUCAUCUCAUUCACAAUUUAUGUGGUUUUUUGCGUCCUAUAUGUUAUACUUUACAUUUAUUAGGUAGUUUUUUUUGCACCAUCAUUUUAGAUUCUGAACUAAGUUAGGAAUAUUUUGAUUUUACUAUUGAUAAUUCUUAAAAUCAAUUAAUCAUUAAUGCUAAUAUAAUUAAUGGUUAUACCAAGUGUUUUUUUUUUUAUUUAAACAAGUUUUCUAUCAGAAAUCUUAAAAAGUGGUUUCUAAUAGCAAAUUGUGUCUAGUUUGCACAUUGGGAAGGUUUUUUUUGGAUUUUUCUAAAAUAAUUUAGAACUUUUCAAUUUUGUUUUUUCUAUAAAUAGGGUUAAAAUAUAUAUUUUCUCAAUUCUGUGUAGGUACACCUAGAAAAGUAUUUAAAGAAAAAUAUGUAUACAAUUUGAUUUAUAUUUUUGUUUAGAUUACAGUAUGCUAACAGUAAGGCGUUUAAAGAGUUUUUCUGGAAAGUCGCAGGAGCAGUAUCAUGUAUUAUUAUGGCUUGUAUAGUUUCUUAUAGCAGGUAUUAUAAAUAUAAGAUAUUAGUUUAUUAUUUGUUAGAUUUAUAUUGAGUUUUAAUUUAUUUUUAUUACGUCCAAGAGAGUAUAUUGUGCAGUCACAAAUAUUUAAUAAUAUUUUACUGUGAAAUUUAUUAAAAAUUUAAAUUGAUAUAUAUAAAAUUUGAAUGUAUAUGUUAUGAUUAAAGUUUGAAUACCAAUGCAAGGAUUUCUCGGCAAAUCCUAGGUUUCACUGACUGCUUGCUGUCAGUUAAUGUCUGAAUUUGGGCAUUUAUCAAUUGAUUUUGGUAAAACCUAAGAUAUUCAAAAUAGUUUGGUCAAACCUGAAUGAUUUUUGAAGUUUGUAUUAUCUUAGGAUAACAAUUUGUCUCACUAAUAGUCCAAAAUUUCAUUUGUUUUUGUUUAGCAAUUGUGUGAUAUUUUAUACUAGUACAAAAGUUUAUAUUAGGGUGGUCCUUACUUUUGAACUUCAAUAAUUUUGUGUCACCUGCUCAACAUUUUUUUAAGUACAUUGUAAAAAUAAUUUAGGUAUAUUUUGCGUUAAGAUUUUACGAAACCCCUUCAUGUGCUUCAAAAAGAUUUAAGUUUAAAAAAAAGGUAUAUUUUUUGGUUUUUAACAUUUAUUUAUUAAAUUUUUAAUGUACAAAAAAAUGAUUAGGAACUUUAUUAUUGUCAAACAAAUUUCCUGCAAAAACUGUUUUUAUAAUUUCUGUGAAAUUUACUGUUUUAUUAAAAAAACCUGAUUUAAAAACUGGUGGUUUAUAAAUUUUACAUAAAUCUUAAUUUUUACUAUUCUUUAUUAUACUUAUUAUGUAUUAUUGAAAAUAAGAACUUAUAUAAUAUUUAUUAAGUAUAAUUACUUUAUACAAUUAUUCUUUAAAAUGUUAUGGCUAAACCAUGAAAAUUGUCUGAACUGUUCUUGAACAAUCUAAACAAAUUUAAUUUAUUUAGAUAUAAUAUAAACUUUACAUUAUUACAAAAAUUUAAAUUAUUGUUACAUAUCAAUACAGUUAAUGUUUAAAUUACUAUUAUAUAUUGAUAUAAAGGUUUAAAUUUUAAAAUUUACUAUAUAUGUAUAUUAUUAUUAAUAUCUUAAUACUAAUUUUAAAUUAGUAUUAAAUUAUAUUAGGUGUAUAUUUAAAUUAUAGAAAUAUUUAUUUAUUUGUGCAAAUUUGACUACUGUGAUAUCUCGUGUUGCACAGUAAAACGAAUAUUGUAUAUAAAUAUUUCUAAUAGACUUGGAAAUCAAUUUUCUAAAUCAAUCUACAAUAACUUUUGUUAUUGUAACCGCUUCAACUCAUCCAUAUUCUUCCCCUAUAAAAUACACAACAUCCCUAUUAAAGCAUCAGGUGAAUCUAUCCACAACUUAGGAUUUACUCUAACCCUGACCUCUCCCCAAAUAAGCACAUACACAAUAAGCUGAGCCUCCUAAGUUUAGCAGACCGUAUACAAAUAAAUAACUUUUCCUUCUUUUAAAAUCUCCUUAUUGGCAAAAUAGAUUCACCCAGUUCUUCUCACUCUUGUCAAUUUUAAAGUCCUCCUUCCAUGUUUCAUUUUAUAUUUCUCACUAUUUUACUAGUUUCCUUCAAAACUCCUAUCUAAACUAUCUAAUGAGAACUGCAAUCAAUGGCCCAUCCUUUCAAUUAUAAGACACAAAAAAAAAGAAAUUGUAAUAGUCAUAGAAAUAACAAUAGUAAUAGAGUUAAAUAUUAAGUUAUCAUUAACAAUCCACAGGUUUAUUAUAAGUAAAAUAUAUGUUAGAUGUUAGAAAACUCAAUAUAAACUGAAUUUUUCCCAUAUUUUAUAGUAAAUAAAUAAAUAAAUCUACUAUUAAUAUUGUUCUAUAUUUUAAAUUGAUAAAUUGUUUGUUCAUAAGUAUGAAAAACUUUUAUGACAUACUUAUAUUACAGUCAAAAUUUAAAUCAAUUGAAGCAAAAAUUGUCACACAGUUAGUAAAUAAAAAUAAAUGGAAUUUCGGACUUAUAAUAUUUUAUACAUAGUUGCUCAUUAUUUUUAAAUUUAAACAUUUAUUUUAUUAUUAUUUUAGUUUUCUACAUUAUUAUCAUAUUAAUUAAAUUAAUAAUAUUAUUUUUUUUAGGAUAUUUCUUCAAUACCAUACAUGGAAACAAGUAUUAUUUGGAGCAUUGUUUGGUAUUAUUAUAGGAACAAUUUGGUUUGCCUUAACUAAUAUGGUAUUGACUCCAUAUUUCUCAACAAUAAUAUCUUGGUAUGUUUAGUUAAAAAUAUGUUAGCUAUUUUAUGAUUUUGCUUCU
Messenger RNA from Cinara cedri, 10207 nucleotides. NCBI's taxonomy places the organism in Eukaryota, Metazoa, Arthropoda, Insecta, Hemiptera, Aphididae. The record is from the annotation of a GenBank genome assembly.